GCAUGCGAGAGCUUCAUUUCUGGGGGAGAUUUCAGAUGGGAGAGAGAUUCAAUAUUUUCCUGUUUUGGAUAUUGCAACGGGAGACAGCUCACUUUUAUUCAUUAUACGAUUAAAUUUCCAAAUUUAACGACUUCUUAGAGAGAGAAAGAAGAGAGAUGCAGUCUUCCUCAUCCCCAUUUCUAGUAUUAUCUGCCUUCUUCUUCUUCAUCUUCAUCUUCCUUUCCCCAGGAUUCUUCUGACACAAACAGUAACGCACGCACACCAUAGGGAGGAAAAAGAUAAGAGAAGAGAGAUAAAAUGGAGAGAACUCAGAGAAGGGUCUCUGAUAACCAAGAAAAACCCAUCUUUCUUCCUUUGAGAUUCAUGGAUUUGAUCCCCUUUUCCUUCUUUUUAUUGUUUCUCUUCAGCUUUUCAUCCCCUACAGAUGGGUAUGAUCCUUUAGACCCAGAAGGGAACAUCACAAUCAAAUGGGACAUCCUAACAUCAGAACAAGACAAGUACGAGGCAUUGAUGUCCAUAUACAAUUACCAAUUGUUCAGACACACAGAAACGCCUGGUUGGAGGUUGAGCUGGGAUUGGGUAGGGGAUGAGGUCAUAUGGUACAUGGCUGGUGCAGAGGCUAUUGAACAAGGGAACUGUUCCAGGGUCAAAGCGGCCACCACCCCUCCCCACACUUGCGAGAAGACACCUAUAAUCGUAGAUCUUCUUCCUGGAACACCUUACAAUAUGCAGACUAGUAAUUGCUGUAAGGGAGGUGUUUUAACCACUAUGGCACAAGAUCCUUCUAACUAUGGAGCUACUUUCCGAAUGACUGUUGGUUUGGUCACCUACAAUGAUUCAAAUCUAAUAAUGCCCAUGAAUUUCAGCAUUGGCCUUCCGGGUUAUACCUGUUCUGAUGCUAAUGAGGUCCCGGCGAGCAGAUUCACACAGGAUGGCCGUCGGUAUACACGGGCUCUCGGAACAUGGAAUAUAACAUGUUCCUACUCUCAGUUCCGGGCAUCAAAAAGGCCAACAUGUUGUGUAUCUUUAUCUGCCUUCUACAAUGAAACCAUUACUACCUGUCCUCAGUGUAGCUGUGGUUGCAAGGGAGACCCGGAAUUAAAAUGCAUCGAGCAUACAGAGUCAUUGUUGCAACUUCCAUCAAAUAAGGAGACUAAUGGACAAGUAGUGAGAUGUUCAAAACAUAUGUGUCCAAUUAGGGUUCACUGGCAUGUGAAAACAAGUUACACAAAGUACUGGAGGGUUAAGGUUACAGUGGAGAACAUGAACUAUCUUAAAAACUACAGCAUGUGGGACUUGGUGAUCCAGCACCCCAACUUGAGAAGCAUAGAGCAGAUUUUCAGCUUUAACUACCAACCUCUCAAUCAGUAUCCAGUCAAUGACACAGGAAUGUUUUGGGGUAUCAAAUUUUAUAAUGAUGUGUUACUGCAAGCAGGGGUUGCUGGAAAUGUUCAGAGUGAGAUGAUAUUAAGCAAGGAUCCAGGAAUUUUCACAUUCAGGGAAGGGUGGGGAUUCCCUCGGAGAGUCUCUUUUAACGGCGAUGAAUGCGUAAUGCCUCCACCUGAUGAAUACCCUAGACUUCCCAAUGGUGCAAACUCACAUUCUCCUCAAAACAAAAUACAUCUUAUGGUGGUUUCUUUGACAGUGUUGCUCACAGUACUGAUCAUUCUGAGUUAAGAGAACUUCUUGGGUUGUUACCUGAUCCAUUUUCAACCCAUUAUACACAUCAGAUUACUUUAUACAAAAUGUUCACCCAAAGAAAGUCUAUACAAUUUUGUUAUAUUGUUGUGUUCAACCAUACCAUAGUGUGUAUAAGAGAGUCCUUUGGAUGAUUUGGAAGUUCAUGAAUCAAUAUUGAAAAAAAAAAAGUUUUCUUUC
Molecule: messenger RNA, 1878 nt
Organism: Macadamia integrifolia
Lineage: Eukaryota; Viridiplantae; Streptophyta; Magnoliopsida; Proteales; Proteaceae
Product: COBRA-like protein 2
Exons: 6
Coding region: 298-1677 (459 amino acids)
Biological process (GO): cellulose microfibril organization; plant-type cell wall cellulose biosynthetic process
Cellular component (GO): plasma membrane
Source: RefSeq, a predicted model, not a curated record